Molecule: messenger RNA, 4256 nt
Organism: Galleria mellonella (greater wax moth)
Lineage: Eukaryota; Metazoa; Arthropoda; Insecta; Lepidoptera; Pyralidae
Product: chromobox protein homolog 1-like
Exons: 5
Coding region: 130-702 (190 amino acids)
Biological process (GO): negative regulation of transcription by RNA polymerase II; chromatin organization
Cellular component (GO): pericentric heterochromatin; nucleus
Molecular function (GO): chromatin binding
Source: RefSeq, a predicted model, not a curated record
UGUCGCUACCGCCAUAUUUUGUCGGCAAUCUGGUAUUGCGGCGAGGGCGCCAUUUUGAUAAAUUCUGAACUUAAGCGACGCUAUUUCUUAAAAUUGCUAAUUCACUAUCAAAAAUAAACACUGAAGAAAAUGGGCAAGAAAGAUAAGAAAGAAGACACAACUGAGGGAUCCAGUGAAGAAGAGUAUGUGGUGGAAAAAGUGCUUGAUAAACGAACUGUUAAGGGAAAGGUACAAUAUUUAUUAAAAUGGAAGGGGUAUAAAGAAGAGGAAAGCACAUGGGAGCCAGAAGAGAAUCUUGAUUGUGAGGAGUUGAUAAAAACAUUUGAGGACAACCGGAAGGAGAAAGAGAAAAGUAAAAAAUCGGAAGAUCGCGGCAAGAAGCGUGUUCGCGAGUCGAGCGAGGAGACAAGUGGAACCGGCAGGAAGGGCCGUGCCACCAGUGUAUCCUCCGUCGAAGAGCAUAAGGACAAGAAAGAGCGGAAGGAUGAUAAGUCAAAGUCUGGGUUCGAUAAGGGACUGAAGGCAGAGAAGAUUAUAGGUGCAUCAGACGCUACUGGUGAGCUGAUGUUUUUAAUAAAAUGGGCAGAUUCUGAUGAGGCUGAGCUGGUGCCAGCCAAGGUUGCUAAUAUUAAAUGUCCGCAACAGGUGAUUGCAUUUUAUGAGGAAAGACUGACGUGGCACACGCCGGCGGAGACUGAGUGAUCACAGACUUAAAAUUAGGUUAAACCGAGGACUAUGACGCAAUAUGGUUGACUAGCCAAUAGGCCGCACAUUUGUGAACUUGCUAUUCCUCCCAGUUCUCUGGUACCUUUGUGUAUAGUUGUAAUAUUUAUGAAUGUACCUAUUGAGGUUGUACGUCGAUAUAUUAAGAUCUACAUUCAUAUUGUGAAUAAUUUAGAAUUUAUAGAUAGAGUAUCUAUGCAAAUGUUUCACUAAAAACAGGUCAACUGUUUUUUUAAUGGAUGAUAAUGGAGUGGUAACCCUGACUGCGCUACCGGUAUACACUGGCAGGACACCAGUGAGGGAUGAUAGAUGAGCACGAAAGCAGGUUAGUUGGCCCAUCGUGACAAAUUCAAUGAUAAAUCAAUCACCAUGUUUUCCAGCGGGAACCGCGUGGAGGUCGACUUGAUAGGGUAUAUUGCUAGCAAUGGAAUUACUAAUCUUUAUUAGUAACUAUGCCUUCUCCCCCCAAGGAUAACUUUUUGUUUCGUGCUGUAUGAAUAGUGUUGUUUAAGUAGGUGAUAAUAGUAUGGUAACCCUGUCUGCACUAACAGUAUACACAGGGGGUGAAGGGGUUGUUGGCAAUGGAGUUUGACAGCCCUAUUGUUAGCAAUAUGCCCUAUUAGGUCGACCUCCACGUGGUUCCCCCUGGAAACCAUUGUGAAAAAUUCUUGUUGAAUUCGUCAUGAUGGGCUUCAUUGAUGACCUGCUUCAUCCUCACCUUCACUGGUGCCCCGCCGGUGUAUAUCGAUAACGCGGGUGGGGUUGCCAUUCCAUUAUCACCCAUUAAAAUAAAACGGUAUACACUGGCAGGGCACCAGUGAGAGAUGACAGAUGGCGAUGAAAACAGGUCUGUUAGCUCAUCCUGACAAAUUUAACUAAAAUUAACCACAAUGGUUUCCAAAAGGAACUGCAUGGAGGUUUUUUUUAUACAACUUAGAAUGGCAAACAAGCUGACGACCCACUUGAUGGAAAGUGGUAACCGUUGCCUAUAGACAUGAGCAGUACCAUGGACAUAACAGAGCAUACUGUUUCACCCAUGAUACCCCCCAUGUGUUGCAAUUCCUGAGGACUCGGAUGUUAUUCCUCUGUACCCUGUAAAUUCACUGCCAUAUACAACCCUUCAAACUGAAACACAGCCAUGCAAACACAACUGCUUCACAGUAGAAAUACGAAUGCGACAGGGGUACCCAUGCAAUCGACUUUUGUACAAAGUCUCCCUCUGGUAACCAUAAUAUACAUUUAUUGCCAAGUAUGUGGGAGAGCAUAUAUUGUAGUAAGGUUAAAUUAAAAUUGAUACAGAAUUUAAUAUAACCAGAAAAACUGUUCUGAAUGUAUAGUAUAGACAAAAUAUGUUUUAGUUUUUAAAUAAUUGAAAAUGUUCACCAUUUUCAAUUAAUCUAUGUAUAUUAAUUGUAGCAAUAAUAAAAUUCUAGCAUAUAUUUGUAUAUAUGAUAGAAAUAGUUCCCAAUUCUAAUUUAAAGAUAUUACUACAAAAGACACUACUGCAAGAGUAAAGAAAGUUUUGUUUUAGAAAAAGUGUCAGCCAAUUUACUAGCAAUUUAAUAAUUACGUUUGGCUGAUUAAAAGUUGUCGCGUUGUUUAGACUUGAUACUCUAUCUAUAUAAUCUAAUGUGAAUAGACAAACUGCAGAGUUGAAGUAUAUAUACUGUAUUAUAUUCACUGUCAAAUACAGAAAUAUUUUCAGUUAACCGCUAAAAAUAUUUUGUGUAUAAAAAAAUACCAUAAUAUAGUUAUUGUGAUGAUUACUUAUGCCUAAUUAUACAGUGAAAUCUGGUUAAGUGAGUCAGUAAGGGACCUGUAAAUUUGUCUCUCUUAUAGAGGCAUUCCACUUACCCAGUGUCUCAGAUAUCCAGUUUUUUUUAUUAUAUACAACUUAGAAUGGCAAACAAGCUGACGGCCCACCUGAUGGAAAGUGGUAACCGUCGCCUAUAGGCGAUAAAUAUCUUUCUCAUUUACAGAGACUUCCAUUAAUCUAUGUCAGAUUCUUAUUCUACAAAGAGUCGAUUUUGGCACAUUAAAUUUGACAGAGACUUCAUUGCGCGUCUUCCCACUUCCAUAAAUGUAUGUUAACUUCAGUUUUCAAGUACUGAUAACGAUUUGAGCCUUCGUUUUGGUAUUUUCGAAAUAAACAUCUGUGUGAUAGUAAAACUAAAACUCAAGGUCAUUUAGGCUCAAAAUUAGUUAAAUGCAGAAUUUGCGGGUAGAAUAAGAAUAGGUAGGUAACGAAUUUAAAUGCAAAAUAGGCGAAGUGAGGUUAUAAAUUGUUGUCCCAGUUACAGAAGUUAAUGCAUAUAAAAUUCACUCGCUCGCUCAGUCAUAGAGGUAACUGUGCCUAGAAAAUCGAAAGAACGAAUCCCAGAUAUAGAGGUUUGCUUCGUGCCACUAACAGAAGUAAUUCAGUGCCAAAGUUUUGAGGCCCUGAGGCCUCAAAACAUGCUCAUGCUGACAUGAGUUCCACUUAUGAAGGUUUCUCACUUCUCCAGGUCCCACUUAACCAAGUUUCACUGUAUCAGAAUAUUGUAAAUUUUAUGGCAUAGUGUUACAUUAUUGUUUGUCCAAACGAGGGCGGUUGCAGUAUUUAUUUGUACUUCAAUAUGGUCUGUGCAGACGAGAGAAAUAUCCCUUUAUUUGCCUUCACUGCCUAAAAGCUUGCCAAGAGAUAAUACUCAGUAUCCGGUUAAAAUAAAAUUUUUAAAAUUUCAUUUUAGAAUACACCCAUGUCUAAGUACAUAAAUUAUUUAAAAGCAAAUUUUGUUUAUAGAAAAAAUCUUCGUCUAUGCAGACCAUUAGAAUUACAUCACAUAAUGUAUAAGGGGUAUUGAAUAUACUGCUGUUUUUUUUUUUAUGGUAAAAACUUAGAUUAUAUAGAUAAUUCCCAUACAAAUGUUUUACAAAAACAAGUCAACUUUUUUAUCCAUGUGUGCAUGAAUAGAAUUACCAUAAUGUACAUUUACUACCCAGUAUAUUGUACUAAAUUAUUAUAUGAUUUGUACCGAUGCAUAUCUUUACUGAUUACUGUGAAUUAUAUCCCAGUGUAGACAUAGGUUUUAGUUUUAAAAUUAUUGAAAAUGUCCGAUUUCAAUAAAUACAUGUAUAAAAAAAAUUUUAACCUAUACGAAAUAUAUAUAUUUGUAUAAUAUCAGAGAAAAUAGCUCCCAAUUCAAGUCUGGGAAAUUUGUAAUUUAAUUUCUUGCAACGCUGAACAAAUUGUGUUAAGUUUUAAAAAAAAUUGUGUGUGAAAUUAAAUGUUACAAGACACAUUUUUGACACUCAUUGUCUGUCUAUAUAAUCUAAGCGUAAAAAAUACCAAAAUACAUUCAUAAACAAUGAAAUUUAUAUAAAUUAUAUCAAGUUAUGACUGUCGACGAAUGUAAUAAUUCAUAUUUGUUUGUGCUAAUGAGAGAAUUCGCGGGAAUAGGUACGUAAACUCCGCUAUAGGAGUGUCCAGGGUUAAGUGUGACUAUUAGUUAUCAAGCCAUUGUGGUAUCAAUUUAUUAUAAGUAAUUCAAAUA